AUGCAUCAGUCUCACGGCGGCAACACGUAUUUGCCAUUCCAGGACCUCGUCGCCGUGGAACAAGUGGAUGAGAGGACUUUCCGAUCGAUAGCCUUGCCGUUUCAGCCUGGUGGCGCAGUGGGCAAGAAAAGGGCAUAUGGAGGACAUGUCUUCAUGCAGGCAGCUUGGGCAGCGUGCCAUACUGUAGCAGACGGCUUCGUGUUGCAUAACGUGACUGGGAACUUCAUCUUGCCGGGCUUGACAGAUAUACCAUUCAUCUAUAAGGUUCACAUUAUCCGAGAUGGUCGAUCGUACUCGACACGGAUCGUCAACGUCACACAGGCCCGAGGGAAGGGCAUCUGCUUCACUUGCACCUGCUCGUUCAAGAACCCUGAGACCUCGCCCCUUGACGUUCAGGAAAGUGUGAAUAUAUGGGAGAAGUACAGCUCCAUCUUGUCUGGCAAGAAGCCUAGCGACUUCGAGGAAUGUCCUGGUAUGGAUGUGCCAUGGUACUGGAAGCGGCGGAAGGAGACUGGAGUCAAUGAGCCUUUUCCCGGCCUGCAAAUGCACAAGGUCGACAUGGAUCGUUACAACGAGCCACUACAUCCCUUGGAUCGGCGUCAGCUGAUCAUGUAUCGGACGCUUGAUAAUCUUCCUCGAGAUCCGAAUCUUCAUCUUUGUGCCCAUCUAUAUGCAUCGGACCGAAACAGUCUUUUCAUAGUUGCCAAUCACCUGGACAUGGGCGAUACAUGGACUCAGAUGGGCACCCUGGCGCACACGGUUAUAUUCCAUGCUGCUAUGAACGACCUAUGGUUCGGCCCAUCAACGUCCCAAGAUUCCCCACUUGACAGCCUGGAUGGUCGCUGGUAUUGUAAGGAAGACUGGUCUGAUCGUGCUGGCUCGGGACGUGCGAUGUUUCAUAGCAAAGUCUGGGCGGCAAGUGGUCGGCAUGUUGCAACUGUCGUGCAAGAUGGUAUGAUCAGACUCACGAAAGACCCUGUGGCCACUGAAGACGAACGGCGAGCGCUGAAGAAAUUGGAAACCGCUUGGAAGCCUAGGCUUUGA
Recurvomyces mirabilis is the source of this 1044-nucleotide messenger RNA. RefSeq lists its product as uncharacterized. The transcript has 2 exons. The record is from RefSeq and is a predicted model, not a curated record. Gene Ontology annotation, biological process: acyl-CoA metabolic process; fatty acid catabolic process. Lineage: Eukaryota; Fungi; Ascomycota; Dothideomycetes; Mycosphaerellales; Teratosphaeriaceae. Gene Ontology annotation, molecular function: fatty acyl-CoA hydrolase activity. The coding region runs from base 1 to 1044 and encodes 347 amino acids. Gene Ontology annotation, cellular component: peroxisomal matrix.